AGUGUCAAGUUGGUCCCGAGCGCCAGGAGCCCCAGCCAGAGCCUGCACCUACACAGCCCCGGUCCCAUGGCCGAGUCUCCCCGCCGCGCCGCGGGCCGGCGACUGCAACUGCCCCUGCUCUGCCUCCUCUUCCAGGGUAUCACCGCCAUCCUCUUUGCCAUCUUUGUCCGCUACAACCACGAAACCGACGCUGCCGCCUGGCACCUGGGCAACCACAGUAACUCGGACAAUGAGUUUUACUUUCGCUACCCAAGUUUCCAGGAUGUGCAUGUCAUGAUCUUCGUGGGCUUCGGCUUCCUCAUGGUCUUCCUGCAGCGCUAUGGCUUCAGCAGCGUGGGAUUCACCUUCCUCCUGGCCGCCUUUGCCCUGCAGUGGUCCACACUGGUGCAGGGGUUCUUCCACUCCUUCCACCAUGGUCACAUCUAUGUGGGUGUGGAGAGCAUGAUCAACGCUGACUUCUGUGCCGGGGCGGUGCUCAUCUCCUUCGGAGCAGUUCUGGGCAAGACUGGGCCUGUCCAGCUGCUGCUCAUGGCCCUGCUGGAGGUGGUGAUGUUUGGCGUCAAUGAGUUUGUGCUCCUCAGCCUCCUGGGGGUAAGAGAUGCUGGAGGCUCCAUGACCAUCCACACAUUUGGUGCCUACUUCGGGCUGGUCUUUUCACGGGUCCUUUACAGGCCCCAACUAGAGAAGAGCAAGCAUCGCCAGGGCUCUGUUUACCAUUCGGACCUCUUUGCCAUGAUUGGGACUAUCUUCCUAUGGAUCUUCUGGCCUAGCUUCAACUCUGCACCCACAUCACUGGGGGAUGUGCAGCAUCGGACAGCCCUCAACACAUACUACUCCCUGACAGCAAGCACUCUCAGCACCUUUGCCCUUUCAGCCCUUGUCAGCGGUGAUGGGCGACUUGACAUGGUCCACAUCCAAAAUGCAGCACUGGCUGGAGGGGUUGUGGUGGGGACAUCUGGGGAAAUGAUGCUGACACCUUUUGGGGCUCUUACUGCUGGCUUCUUGGCUGGAACUAUCUCCACACUGGGGUACAAGUUCUUAACGCCCAUCCUAGAGUCAAAAUUCAAAGUUGAAGACACUUGUGGCGUCCACAACCUCCACGGUAUGCCAGGGGUCUUGGGAGCAUUUCUGGGAGUCCUUGUGGCUGGACUGGCCACCCAUGAAGCUUAUGGAGAUGGCCUGGAGAAUGUGUUUCCACUCAUAGCUAAGGGCCAGCGCAGUGCCAAAUCUCAAGCCGUGUACCAGCUUUUUGGGCUGUCUGUCACAUUGGUGUUUGCCUUUGUGGGCGGAAGUCUUGGAGGGUUCCUGCUGAGGUUUCCAUAUCUGGACUCCCCAUCAGAUUCUCAGUGCUAUGAGGACCAGAUUUACUGGGAGGUGCCUGGACAGCAUGAGCCAGAAGCUCAGACACCAUUGAACAUGGAAGAAUCAGACACUCGGGCCUGACUGCUGCCAGUUCUGGUGUUUUAUCCCUUUAGAAGAUGAGGAUGGCUCCUACUGGGAAAUCCUUUUCAGCUCCUGCUGCGGAGAAGUCCUGAGCCAAAAAGAUCUUCCUGCCUUUAGGCUGACUCCAUAAGGGACAGGUUGAAAGGGCAGGUCUAUAAUCGUGGGGACAGAGGGAGAGUCUCAUAUCUGCCAAUCCCCGCAGCCCUACCAGCCUGGGCCUUGGCUAAAAGUGGCUGAAUGAGGUCUCAAAUGAUUCUGAUCUACUGGGCCAGUGUCACAGAGUUACAGUGAAGCUGGAGGCAGAGGAUGAUAAACACUAUGAUCAAGGA
Dipodomys spectabilis (banner-tailed kangaroo rat) is the source of this 1772-nucleotide messenger RNA. RefSeq names its product Rh family B glycoprotein (gene Rhbg). Gene Ontology annotation, biological process: ammonium transmembrane transport; ammonium homeostasis. Gene Ontology annotation, molecular function: ammonium channel activity. The transcript has 10 exons. Gene Ontology annotation, cellular component: plasma membrane. The coding region runs from base 67 to 1443 and encodes 458 amino acids. The record is from RefSeq and is a predicted model, not a curated record. NCBI's taxonomy places the organism in Eukaryota, Metazoa, Chordata, Mammalia, Rodentia, Heteromyidae.